AUGAACUUGAGGCAAAGACCAGUACCCACUCGCGGACGUGGGAAUCCAGACGCGCCGCCACAUGCGACGAGGCAUGAGGAGCCGUAUAACAUAAUCCCUAUACACAGUUUACUUUCUGAUCAUCCAUCUCUUCGGUACCCGGAAGUGAGAGCGGCUGCUGAUGCUCUACGCGCCGUCGGGGACCUCCGUCGGCCGCCGUUUAGAGAAUGGCGAGAUGGGAUGGACCUUCUGGAUUGGCUCGGUGCUUUUUUCGGGUUUCAAAACGACAACGUUCGGAAUCAACGGGAGCAUCUCGUUCUCCACCUUGCCAACGCCCAAAUGCGGCUCUCCCCGCCGCCAGCCAUCGCUGAUAACCUCGACCCUGGUGUUCUCCGGGAAUUCCGUCGGAAACUUCUUAAGAAUUACAAGUCAUGGUGCUCUUUCCUCCGACGAAAAUCACAGGUUCGCCUCCCACAUUUCCGUCAAAACCCCGACACCCACCGCCGGGAACUUUUAUACGUAGCUAUGUACCUACUCAUCUGGGGUGAAGCCGGGAAUCUCCGAUUCACACCAGAAUGUCUCUGCUACAUCUACCAUCACAUGACCAUGGAAUUAAACCAAGUUCUCUCCGGCGACACAGACGUCAACACCGGCCGUCCUUUCAAUCCCUCCAUCUCCGGCGAAAACGCGUUUCUGAACAAAAUCAUCACCCCGAUUUACAAAACAAUUAAAACGGAAGUAGACAGAAGCAGAAACGGAAAAGCCCCACAUUCAGCCUGGAGAAAUUACGAUGACAUAAACGAAUUCUUCUGGAGUCGCAAAUGCUUCAAGAAACUUAAAUGGCCAUUAGAUCUCUCCUGCAACUUCUUCAUAGACGAUCCAAAAGCCAUAAAUCGAAUCGGUAAAACCGGAUUCGUGGAGCAACGAACAUUCUGGAACAUCUUCAGAAACUUCGACCGAUUAUGGGUUUUGCUCAUCUUGUUCUUCCAAGCCUCCAUGAUUGUAGCCUGGAGAGAAACACAGUUUCCAUGGCAGGCGCUUGAAGAUCGUGAUGUACAAGUUGAAUUACUCACAAUCUUCAUAACAUGGGCUGGUCUUCGAUUCGGUCAAUCAAUUCUCGAUGCAGGAACACAAUACAGUCUGGUUUCAAAAGAUUCAAAACUUCUUCUCUUUCGUAUGAUCAUGAAAUCAUUAGUAUCGUUAACAUGGGUCAUCGUCUUCACCAUCUUCUACAUCCAAAUCUGGAUCCAAAAAAACUCAGAUGGGCAGUGGUCCGAUGCCGCCAACGAUAAAAUUAUCGUGUUCUUAAAAUCCGGAUUAGUCUACAUCAUUCCAGAAGUCCUCGCAUUGCUUCUUUUCAUCAUCCCAUGGGUUAGAAACUUCAUUGAAGAAACCGAUUUCAUACUUUUCGACAUGCUAACAUGGUGGUUCCAUUCCCGACUCUAUGUAGGACGAGGUUUACGCGAAGGUUUAGUCAACAACAUCAAAUACACACUCUUUUGGAUCAUCAUAUUACUCUCAAAGUUCUCAUUUUCUUACUUUCUUCAAAUUAAACCACUCGUGGCCCCCACCAAAGCCCUAUCAAGCCUCCGGCUCGAUAGAUACAACUGGCAUGAGUUCUUCAGUAACACAAACCGAAUGGCGAUUGUUCUCGUUUGGGCACCCGUUGUUUUAAUGUAUUUAGUUGACAUGCAGUUAUGGUACACGGUUUUUUCGGCUCUAGUCGGGUCGAUUGUCGGGUUGUUUUCUCAUUUGGGCGAGAUCCGGAACAUCGAGCAGUUAAGGUUAAGGUAUCAGUUUUUCGCGAGCGCGUUACAGUUUAAUUUGAUUCCGGAAGAUUUAUCCGUGACGGCUAAAGAUUCUCUUGUUCAAAAGCUUCGUAACGCGAUUCAUCGGGUCAAACUCCGGUACGGGCUCGGUCAACCGUUUAAGAAACUUGAAUCGAGUCAAGUUGAUGCGAGAAGAUUCGCGUUGAUUUGGAAUGAAAUUAUAUUCACAAUGAGGGAAGAAGAUCUAAUUAGUGAUAGAGAGGUGGAGCUCAUGGAGUUGCCGCCUACCUGUUGGGGGAUCAUGGUGGUCCGGUGGCCGUGUGUCCUUUUGGGUAAUGAGCUCAGCCUUGCACUCAACCAGGCCAGUGAACUUUCCGGUGCACCGGACCGCUGGGUUUGGUUCCGGAUUUGUAACAGCGAGUAUCGCCGGUGUGCAGUGAUCGAGGCGUAUUGUAGUAUCCGGUAUUUACUACCCGAAAUCAUUGAAAAAAGAUCCGAAGAAUACGGGAUUGUUAAACGGUUAUUUGAUGAAAUCGACCAUUAUGUUUCUAUUGGCGAGUUUAUGAAAUUUUAUAGAUCGCAAAAGCUCCCGAUGAUUCACACAAAUUUGAUCAAUCUUGUUGAAACUUUGAUGGCACCGGUUCAAAACAUGAACAAACUUGUUGACAUUUUGCAAGCGCUUUAUGAGAUCAUGGUUAAAGAGCUCCCAAAAACUAAAAAGCCCGCGUUCCAAUUGAUUGAAGAAGGUUUUGCCCCGAGGAACCCUGCAAAAACCGAAGAGGGUUUACUUUUCGUGAACAAAGUCCGGUUUCCAAAACCCGAAGACGCGUUUUUUCACCGACAGUUACGGCGGUUGCACACGAUUUUAAAAUCCCGGGACUCGAUGCGGAACAUCCCGAGAAACAUCGAGGCCCGGAGACGGAUUGCGUUUUUUAGCAACUCACUUUUCAUGAACAUCCCGCGGGCCCCACAAGUCGAGAAAAUGAUGGCGUUUAGUGUUUUGACUCCGUAUUAUGACGAGGAUGUUUUGUAUAAGAAAGAAGCGCUUCGAAGCCCGAACGAUGACGGGAUUUCCACUUUGUUUUAUUUGCAGAAAAUAUACGAAGACGAGUGGGAGAAUUUUAUGGAAAGAAUGCGUGGAGAUGGGAUGAAAGAUGACAAUGAAAUUUUCACUACAAGAACACGCAACCUUCGUGUUUGGGCCUCGUAUCGGGGCCAAACUUUGGCCCGAACCGUUCGGGGAAUGAUGUAUUAUUAUCGGGCUUUGAAAAUUCUCGCGUAUCUUGAUUCGGCUUCUGAAGUGGAAAUCAAACAAGGUUCACAAACUGUAGAUUACCGGGCGGGUUCAUGGGGUUUGAACCGGACCGUUAGCGAGACCGGGUCAGCAAUUAUGAAGUUUGUAUACGUUGUUGCGUGUCAGAAUUACGGGUCCCAGAAGCAAAAAGGCGAACCACAAGCAGAAGAUAUCGCGAUUUUAAUGAAAAACAACGAGGCUCUUCGGGUCGCUUAUGUGGACGAGGUUCGUUUAGGUCGGUCUGAAGUCGAGUAUUAUUCGGUUCUUGUAAAGUACAAUGAGCACUUAAAGAAAGAAGAAGAAAUUUACCGUAUAAAAUUACCGGGCCCGAUGAAACUUGGGGAAGGAAAGCCCGAGAACCAAAACCACGCCAUAAUUUUCACGCGUGGCGAUGCGUUACAAACAAUCGACAUGAACCAAGAUAAUUCGUUCGAAGAAGCCUUGAAAAUGCGAAACCUUCUAGAAGAAUUCAAAGUCAACCACGGGAUCCGAAAACCGACAAUCCUAGGAGUCCGCGAAAACAUCUUCACGGGGUCCGUCUCCUCGCUCGCAUGGUUCAUGUCAACGCAAGAAAUGAGUUUCGUGACACUCGGUCAACGGGUUCUCGCGAACCCGUUGAAAGUCCGUAUGCAUUACGGGCAUCCGGACGUGUUCGACCGGUUUUGGUUCUUGACACGUGGCGGAAUCAGCAAAGCCUCAAAAGUAAUCAACAUUAGUGAAGACAUAUUUGCGGGUUUCAAUUGCACCUUACGUGGUGGAAAUGUAACACAUCAUGAAUACAUUCAAAUCGGAAAGGGUCGGGAUGUCGGGUUGAACCAAAUUUCAAUGUUUGAGGCCAAAGUCGCGUCCGGAAACGGCGAACAAGUUUUGAGCCGUGAUGUUUAUCGGUUGGGCCACCGGCUCGACUUCUUCCGGAUGUUGUCAUUUUUUUACACGACAGUCGGGUUUUAUUACAACACAAUGAUGAUGAUUGUUAUGGUUUAUACUUUCUUGUGGGGCCGGCUUUAUCUCGCGUUGAGUGGGGUCGAGGGGGCAGCUAUGGACAACACAAAGUAUAACAAAGCAUUUGGGGCGAUUAUAAACCAACAAUUUGUAGUCCAAAUCGGGGUUUUCACCGCUUUACCAAUGAUAGUUGAAAACUCGUUAGAACACGGGUUUUUAUCCGCUGUAUGGGACUACCUAACGAUGCAGUUGCAACUCGCUUCGGUUUUCUUCACUUUCUCAAUGGGGACCCGCAGCCAUUACUUCGGGCGUACCAUAUUACACGGUGGGGCGAAAUACCGGGCCACGGGUCGCGGGUUUGUUGUUGAACAUAAAAAAUUCGCGGAAAAUUAUCGAUUAUACGCGCGAAGUCAUUUCGUGAAAGCAAUUGAACUCGGGGUGAUUUUAACAGUUUACGCGUCCAACACCCCGUUAUCCGUAUCGAAUUUCAUUUACAUAAUUUUGAAUAUUUCGAGUUGGUUUUUAGUGGUUUCGUGGAUCAUGGCUCCGUUUGCGUUCAACCCGUCGGGUUUUGACUGGUUGAAAACGGUUUAUGACUUCAAGGAUUUUGUUAGAUGGAUUUGGUAUUCGGGCGGGUCGUUAGCGAAAGCGGAUAUUAGUUGGGAGACAUGGUGGUAUGAAGAACAGGAUCACUUGAGAACAACCGGUUUAUGGGGGAAAUUGUUGGAAAUAAUUCUCGAUUUAAGAUUCUUCUUUUUUCAAUAUGGUGUUGUUUACCAUUUGAAAAUCGCAAACAAUAGUACGAGUAUUGUUGUUUAUUUGAUUUCGUGGGUUUUUAUGAUCGCUGCGGUUGCGGUUUAUAUUGUGAUCGCGUAUGCGCAAGAUAAGUUUGCGGCGAAAGAGCAUAUAAAAUACCGGCUUGUUCAGCUUCUUGUGAGUUUUGUGAUUGUGGUUGUGGUUUUGACGCUUUUGGAGUUUACUAAAUUGACGAUUUUGGACAUGUUUUCGAGUGUUUUGGCGUUUAUACCGACUGGUUGGGGGAUUAUAUCGAUUGCACAAGUUUUGAGGCCGUUUUUGGAAAAUUCAAUUGUUUGGGAUACGGUUGUUUCGUUGGCUCGGCUUUAUGAUAUGUUGAUUGGAAUAUAUCCAGGAUUCUUACUGGGAAGAAUAUUAAUUUGGAGUCGUGAUAUCGAGGGUUUUGGGUGUAAGAAUGACGAUAAUGUCCUUGAAUUCAUCAAGCUGCUCACCAUGGGAGCCAUUUUUGCAUCCUUAUUUCGUAUCGUUAAAUAUUUGUUUUUUUUUUUGAUGUUUUGAACAUAAUUGUAGGGUGUUAGCCUUAGUGGUUAGAAUUUUGCAGUUAAAUAUGUACAUAUUUGUGUAGGUGGUGCUCAUUGGUCAAAUUGUAGUGAAUAGCAACGUACUUUCUGCCAAUGUACUUUUU
Molecule: messenger RNA, 5425 nt
Organism: Lactuca virosa
Lineage: Eukaryota; Viridiplantae; Streptophyta; Magnoliopsida; Asterales; Asteraceae
Source: the annotation of a GenBank genome assembly